AUGGAACCCUCAGGAGACGGUCCCUUUCCUGGGAUCAUUGACAUACAUGGACGUGGAGGAGGUCUGUGGGAAUACAGAGUCAGCCUGCUGGCCUGUCGCAGCUUUGGUACACUGCCUCUGGCUUAUUAUAGAUAUGAGGAUCUUCCCAAAGUGUUGACUGAAAUCCAUCUGGAGUACUUUGAAGAAGCUGUGAACUACAUGCUGCAACACCCACAGGUAAAGAGUCCAGGAGUUGGGCUACUUGGAAUCUCCAAAGGAGAUGAACUGUGUCUCCAUAUAACCUCUUUCUCUAAGAACAUCACAGCCACUGUCUCCAUCAAUGGCUCCAUGAUCAGUUCACCCCCCGACGGCCAUUACAAGGAUGUGACCAUCCAUCCUCUGUUCCUAUGACCUGAAACGUAUCAGAUCACAGAGUCUGGAUUUCUAGAUAUUUUGAACAUGUAUAACGACCCAUUUCAUGAGCCUGGUUGCCAAAGCUUGAUCCCACUAGAGAAGGCUGAGGGGCACUUCCUCUUCAUCGUUGGCAAGGAUGAUCAUAUCUUUCAAAGCGAGUAUUUGGCUAAUAAAGUCUCUCAUAAUUUGCAGGGUAAUGGCAAGGAAAAGCCUGAGAUAACCAGUUACCCUGGAGCAGGGCAUAUUAUUGAACCCCCCUUUUUCCCUCUAUGUCCAGUGGCAGCAUGUGAAUUUGUGAACAACCUGGUUGUCGUGGGUGGUGAACCCAGAGCUCACUCUCAAGCACAGGUGGAUGCUUGGCAGCAGAUCCAAACCUUCUUCAACAAGAAUCUGAAUGGCAAAUUAAGCAUAACACAUAGCAAGCUGUAA
Molecule: messenger RNA, 822 nt
Organism: Terrapene triunguis (Three-toed box turtle)
Lineage: Eukaryota; Metazoa; Chordata; Testudines; Emydidae
Product: acyl-coenzyme A thioesterase 1-like
Exons: 3
Biological process (GO): fatty acid metabolic process; acyl-CoA metabolic process
Molecular function (GO): fatty acyl-CoA hydrolase activity
Source: RefSeq, a predicted model, not a curated record